This is a messenger RNA of Megalobrama amblycephala (Wuchang bream), 518 nucleotides long. Its product is annotated as gastrula zinc finger protein XlCGF26.1-like. Gene Ontology annotation, molecular function: DNA-binding transcription factor activity, RNA polymerase II-specific; RNA polymerase II cis-regulatory region sequence-specific DNA binding. Gene Ontology annotation, biological process: regulation of transcription by RNA polymerase II. NCBI's taxonomy places the organism in Eukaryota, Metazoa, Chordata, Actinopteri, Cypriniformes, Xenocyprididae. The record is from RefSeq and is a predicted model, not a curated record. The coding region runs from base 150 to 518 and encodes 122 amino acids. The transcript has 3 exons.
AUCGCGCACUUCCGGGUGUCACGCGCCAGCGGAGCAACUGCCAUUGAAAUGCAUCUCAAUCUCUCCAUAUAUUAUAGAAGGCGAGAGGAAAUCUGGCGUAACGUUUCCAGGUGUAGGAAGUGAACAGUGCGAGUGACACUAUUGUAAAGAUGGAGUUUAUUAAAGAGGAGAGUGAAGACACGAGUGAAGCAGAAACAUGCAGAAUGAAUGAUGAAGAAACUGAGGAACAGAGAGACAUGAUGGAAGUGAAAGUGGAGUGUGAAGAACUGAAUGUAGUGGAGGAGGAUCAUCAGUAUCAGAGACCUCAGAAGGUCAUAACAGGAGAAAAGCCGUCACAGUCCGAAAGCGAUUUCUCCCAGAAAAGAACAGGAACCAAAAAAGCACCAUUCAUCUGCCCUCAGUGUGGGAAGUGUUUCACACUCAAAGUGAACCUCAAAAGCCACAUCAAAAUUCACACCGGAGAGCGUGAUUUCACCUGUCUGCAGUGCGGCAGCAGCUUCUUCAAAACGCAGAUCUGA